AUGCGGCUCUUUCGAAAGCAGGGUGACUUUGCAAAGCUGCAUGAUGAAGAAGAACUUUUACAUCCCGGUGACAUUGAACUUGAAUCAGCUCAUCGUGGCUCAUCACAGUCUUCGGAUGAAGGAUCGACUACCUCGACCAGCAAUGAAAACGUGAGGAAUGGUGGUACUCGUGGUGGUGGUGGAGGAAGACGACGACGAAAAAAGAAAGGAAAGCAGCACCAGCAGCAACACCGUAUUGGGCAGCAUCCUGCUGGCUUCAUGUCAAUAUCAGCGCUUGCACGUGAGACACCCGGUACGCCAGGCACAUCCACACCUGACAGCAAUCAUGGUAGUAGGCCAAUGCCUCCAGGAACCAGUGGUAUCGGCUCUGAUGAACAUGAAGAUGCCGUUGAAGAAGACGCCCAUGAAGCCAAUACGGGGUUGGAUGUCGCCGAAUUCAAAAGUGACCUAAAGUGCAAGCUGUAUCUCCUUAUGGAGCAACCUUCCAGCAGUAAUGCAGCUUUCUGGACCAACGUCAUUGUAUCCAUGUUGAUUGUAUUGAGUGCUGUCAUGACAACCAUUGAAACCAUUCCUACAUUUCGUUCAGCAGAAAGCAACAAAGUUUGGUUUCAUCUUGAAACGGCGAUGGUGGCACUUUUCACUUUGGAAUAUUUAUUACGCGUUUUCGCUCAUUCGGAUUCACUACGCAUGCUUGGCAGAUUCUUUCUUUCUCCAUUAUCUAUCAUUGACUUCAUUGCUAUCAUACCUUUCUACAUUGAGCUAUUGGCACAACGAGACACGACGUAUGAAUUUCGAUUCACUAUCCUUCGCUUAUUUCGGCUGUUGCGGUUAUUCAAGACAUACAAGUACUCGAAUGCUAUCAUCAUGACAAUCGAAGUGAUGGUGAUUGCGCUACGUCGCUCCAGUGAUGCUCUUUCAGCCUUAUUCUUCUUUUUAUUGACAUGCGUCAUCUUAUUGGCAACCCUUCUUUACUUUGCUGAACGUGGCAUAUGGGAUGAGAGUUUGCAAACGUUUGUUGAUCCUGAUGGCAAUCCAAGCUCAUUUGAUAGCAUCCCUGCAGCCUUUUGGUUUGUGCUGGUUACAAUUACGACUACCGGCUAUGGUGACAUGGUACCUGCCACGUUUAUUGGUAAGCUGGUGACAUUCCCAGCUAUGUUGUUUGGUGUAUUGUUGAUUGCAUUACCAUCCAUCAUUAUUGGGCGCAAUUUUACUAUCGUAUGGGAAGCAAUGCGUCGUCGCCAAUACUACAGCCAAUUAACAGCCGAGCAAGAUGAUACGGCAGAUGGACCUGAAGUACAUGACCAGACCCCCAUGCUGUUCCCAACAUCCACUCCUCCACAACCAAAUGGACCAUCUCCUGGAACAGCGCAAGCCCCGCCACACAAUUAUGAUAUAUUGGGAGGAGGAGAUGAUGCUAUUAUGGAUCAAUUGCAAGCAUUGAUGACGAUAACACGCCAAAAUCAGGAAGCCAUCCAGCAUAUCUUGUCCAUCUUGGAAAAACAAGGCAGACCCAUACCACCUGAAUAUCAACAUGAAGAAAUGGAUAUGGCUCAGCGACGUGGUUCACUGCAUUUCAGAAAGCGUUCAAGUCAACAACAUGGCGAGGCAUCUGAAGACAAAGGCAAAAGCACAGCGAUACCCCAUGAAGAUGAGGAGGACAAUGCAUAA
Lichtheimia ornata is the source of this 1668-nucleotide messenger RNA. RefSeq lists its product as uncharacterized. The transcript is spliced from 8 exons. Gene Ontology annotation, cellular component: membrane. Bases 1 to 1668 code for a protein of 555 amino acids. NCBI's taxonomy places the organism in Eukaryota, Fungi, Mucoromycota, Mucoromycetes, Mucorales, Lichtheimiaceae. The record is from RefSeq and is a predicted model, not a curated record. Gene Ontology annotation, biological process: potassium ion transmembrane transport. Gene Ontology annotation, molecular function: voltage-gated potassium channel activity.